Molecule: messenger RNA, 5419 nt
Organism: Etheostoma cragini (Arkansas darter)
Lineage: Eukaryota; Metazoa; Chordata; Actinopteri; Perciformes; Percidae
Gene: frem1b
Product: Fras1 related extracellular matrix 1b
Exons: 30
Source: RefSeq, a predicted model, not a curated record
CAGGUUAACUAGAGGAUUCGGGACGAGUCAGACUGAAUGGACCCCCCCUGAGGCUUGGCUCACUUUGCUUUUGAAACAACUUUUUGCCCAAACCUGUGCAACCAAAGGCCCUCGCUGAUCAAAAAUGGCCGCUGUGAGCGUGCUGGUGCUGCUGCUGGCGGUGGCGAGGGUCUGCAGCGAGAGUCUGGUUGUGGUGAACUCGGGCGUGGAGGUGACGAGGGGCCGGUCCGUGUUCGUCACGGAGAAGGAGCUGAAGAUCAGCGUAGAGGCGACCGCAGACUGUAAGGUGGAGGUGGUGAUGAACGAACCCAUCACCCAGCGAGUCGGGAGGCUGACGCCACAGGUGUUUGACUGUGUCUUCCUGGAGGACGAGGUGAAAUACGUCCACGAUGGAAGUCCUCUGCUGGACGAGGACGCAGUCAUGCUGAGAGUCUACAGGUUCACGGCCCGGGACACGUGGGUGGAGACGCUGGUUCUGCCGGUGCGGGUGGUGGACUCCGGCUCCGGCGUGGUGCAGCUGGGCAGCGCUCCCCUGGUGGUUCCGCUGUUCUACGGCCUAUCCAACACCAUCAAUGCCUCCGUCCUGCAGAUCCGGACCCUGGCGGACCAGGUCUGCACCGUGCGGCUGAUGACCGGCGACGUCGGCGUCCCCGCGCUGGGACAGCUGGUCCGGGAGGAGGACGCCACGCAGAGGAAAGGCCGAGGGACGGCUGCGCUGUGUCCCGGGAACCGACCGUGUCCCCACAGCGCCAGCCAGGUGCGGUCCCUGAAGACCAGCUGCCAGGACUUCCUGUCCUCGGGUCUGAGGUACCAGCACCUCCUCCCCCCAUCGCCGGAGCUGGACUACAUCCCGCUGCGGGUGGAGCUGCGGGAGCGCGGCUCCAGGGCGCUGCUGGACGCGGAGUCGGUGUGGUUGCCGGUUCUGAUCCAGGGUGCGCUGCCCAACCAGGCCCCCGCGGCGUCCUUCAUGGCGUCCUCCAUCUUGGACGUGGACCAGUUCGUCCUGACGCCGCUGAGCACGGCCGCGCUGGACGCCGCGGACGCCGAGACGCCGCGGGACCAGCUGAUCUUCAACGUGACGGCGCCGCCGGCGGCGGGCUACGUGACGCACCUGGACGACCACACCAAGCCCGUCUCGUCCUUCACGUGGCGCGACCUUCACGACAUGAAGGUCGCCUACCAGCCGCCCAGCAGCAGCAGCCAAUCACAGCGCAGGAACUACCAGGUGGAGUUUCAGGUUAUAGACGGAUCCUACAUGACCAGCCCCCCCAUCACGGUCCACAUCUCCAUCAGGGCGGCCGAAACAAACGCACCCAGAGUCUCCUGGAACAUGGGUACGUACCUGUCUCUGGCCAGUAACUUCCUGUCUCUGUGUCCCGGUGUUCCAUGGUGUUCCUCUGUGUUCCACGGUGUUCCUCUGUGUUCCACUGUGUUCCACGGUGUUUCAGGUUGUUCCACGGUGAUCCACGGUGUUCCACGGGGUUCCACUGUGUUUCCUAGGUUUUUCAGGUUAUUCCACGGCGUUCCACGUUUCCUGUCCCCAGGUGGGAAGGCGUUCAUGUUCCGCGUGCGCGACCUGCGGGACGGCGUGGUGGUCUACCACCACUCCGACAGCGACACCACCCGCGACCACAUCGUCUUCCGCAUCAGCGACGGGCGCCACAGCAUCCGCCACAAGUUCCCCGUCAACAUCCUUCCCAAAGACGACUCUCCGCCGUUCCUCGUCAACAACGUGGCGGUGGAGGUGCCGGAGGGCGGCGCCGUGCGGCUGGAGGAGCUCACGCUGCUCGCCGCCGACCUGGACUCCAGCGACGACUACAUCCUGUACCAGCUGACCUCCGACCCCCGGGCGGGGACGCUGGUCCGGAGGACCUCCACCCACGAGACAGGACAGCGAGUGGACAGUUUCCUGCAGAGGGAUCUGAUCCAGGGUCAGAUCUACUACCAGCACUCAGGCGAGGAGCAGUUUGAGGACUCGUUCGACUUCACGCUGUCGGACAGCCACCAGCCGCCCAACCUCUCCCAGACAUACACUGUGGUGGUCCAGGUCUUCCCCGUGAAGGACCAGUUGCCGGUGGAAGUGUCCGGCAGCGUGCGCUCGCUGACGGUGAAGGAGACGGAGGUGACGUCCAUCACCCAGGCUCACCUCCACUUCACCGACCGAGAGCACCCGGACACGGACCUGACCUACGUCAUCACCGAGCCCUGCUUCAGCCCAAUGCAUCCUGGGCUGAUGGACGCCGGGCGUCUGUUCUACACCGACAGCACCAACGCCAUGAAGAGGGACCACAUGGUGCCGGUGUUGAAGUCCUUCACUCAGCAUGCCGUUAACCACCUGAAAGUGGCCUUCAUGCCGCCGGUGGAAGACAUCGGCCCCGAGCCGCUGUUGGUCCAGUUCGUGUUCUCCGUCAGCGACGACCACGGCGGCUCCGUCUUCGGCCUCCUCUUCAACAUCACCGUCACGCCGGUGGACGACCAGGCGCCGCAGGCCUUCACCAACCUGCUGCGGGUGGAGGAGGGGGGGGCAGCCUUCGUGACGGAGGAGCACCUCCUGGUCCAGGACCGGGACACCCGGGACCAGGAUCUGAGGGCGGAGCUUCAGAGGACGGCUCGCCACGGCCGGCUGGAGCUGCAGGGACGGACGCUGCUGCAGGGGGACGCAUUCACCCUGCAGGACCUGAGAGGACUCCGACUCAGGUAUCUCCACGACGACUCGGAGACGACGGAGGACGACGUCCACCUGAAGGUGACGGACGGCCUGAACGCGGCCGACGUCGUCCUGGCGAUACAGGUCCUGCCGAUGAACGACGAGCCCCCCCAGCUGGGCGGGGGCCUGCGGGGGGAGCUGAUCUGCGCGGAGGGGGGGCAGGUGCAGGUGACGGUGGACUACCUGUCGGCCACAGACCGGGACAGCGAGGACUCCAGACUGAGCUACAUGCUGGCCCGGAGUCCCGGUAGGGGGGCGCUGCGGCGAGCUGGACUCACCGUGGACAAGUUCUCCCAGCAGGACCUGCUGCAGGGACACGUCUACUACGUCCACACAGGGGGGGAGAUCGGAGCCGAGCCGAUGUUCGACACCGUCACCCUCAUCAUCUCUGACGGCGAGGCUGGGGGGGCGGACGGCUGUUGUCACGGCGAUGCCCCGCCCCCGCCCGUGCCCCUCCACGGCACGCUUCCUGUGUACGACCUCAACGUCACCAUACUUCCUGUCAACAACCAAGUCCCCGCCGUCACUCUGGGUGAGUCGAUGUUGGUGGUGGACGAGGGCUCCUCGGCCUGUCUGUGUGGGGGGGUCCUGGGGGCCUCGGACCCCGACAGCCCCCCCGAGCAGCUCACCUUCCACCUGGAGACGCGUCCUCUGCACGGCUUCCUGGAGAACACGCUGCCGGCCCCCGGCUCCGAGAAGAGCAACGCCGGAGUCCCACUCGAAUCCUUCAGUCUCGUCCACCUGACCUCCGGUUUCAUCAACUACGUCCAAUCAGAGAGCAGAGGGGCGGAGCCUACUGUGGACCAGCUGUCCGUCAGUGUGAGUGACGGGCUGCACCGCUCCGCCCCCGUCCCCUUCUACAUCAUCAUUAAUCCGACCAAUGACGAGGCGCCUUCGCUUCUGCUCGCCAACUUCACCGUGAAGGAGGGCGGGCUGAGGGCGCUGACUCCGUCUGUCCUGAACGGUUUUGACUUGGACGCUCCCCCGGACGUCCUGACCUUCACGCUGGUGCAGCCGCCGGCUCACGGCCGUCUGAUCAACGGCGUCUACGGCACGGACACGGGAGCCGAGCUCCUGCAGAGGAGCCUGCCCGUCACCUCCUUCACCCUGCAAGAGCUCCGACAAGGCAUGAAGAUCGUGUACAUGCACAAUGACACAGAAACCCUGAAGGACGCCGUGUCUCUGCGACUGACAGAUGGCGUCCACACAGUCCAGGGGACGGCUCAGGUCACCGUGCUGCCGGUCAACGACCAGACGCCUCGACUUCUCAAGAACGCGGGGUUGGACGUGGACUCCGGGGACCGGCGGGUGAUCUCCAGCGUGGCUCUGCAGGCCGAGGAUCUGGACUCCCCCCCCGAUCGGCUGUUCUACUUCCUGAACGCUGCGCCGCGCUUCGGCAAACUGCAGCUCAGGGCGGAGUCGGGCUGGACGGAGUUGUCCCCGGGUCAGAACUUCACCCAGGACGACGUGGAGAUGAACCGCCUGUGGUACGCACACACUGGUUCCAUGUGUGACGUGCUGCUGCGGACCGAGCCGGUGCACCUGGCGGCGGGGGGGCGUGUGGUCCUGAACACCGACGUCCUGCUGGCGUGGGACGCGGCGGGCCGCCCGGAGGAGCUGCUCUACGCCGUGUCGGUGCCGCCGCGGCACGGCCUGGUGCACGGCGUGCAGCGGCCCGGCGUCCCGCUCACCGCCUUCACGCAGCUGGACGUGGCCGCGCACCGCGUCUGCUACACGCACGACAACAGCCGCCACGCGGAGGACGACUCCUUCAGUUUUGUCGUCACCAACGGCGACUCGUCCCGCGGCGGCGUCCUCAUCUUCACCAUCGAGCACGGCGACCGCGUCCCGCCGACCCUCCAUCACAACACGGGUCUCCGGCUGCAGGACGGCGCGACGGCGACCGUCACCGCGGCGCAGCUGCAGCUCACCGACCCGGACACGGCCGCCGCCAACCUGAGCUUUGUCGUCACGCAGCCGCCGCGCCACGGCAACCUGUUGCUAGGGGGCGUCCCGCUGACGCCGCCGCUGACGUUCACGCAGACGGACGUGGACGCGAUGGACCUGGCGUACCGGCACGACCCGGCCAGCCCGGCGGACACCGACGCGUUCCACUUCCUGCCGACCGACGGGAACAACAGAGGAUACCUGGAGUUUGGACAGCUGAGGGACGAGCCGGCCGUCUUCAACAUACAGGUGCAUCGGGUGGAUAGGACGCCCCCCAGUCUGACCACUAGGCGGAGUCCCAGCACCGUGGUGGACCUGGGCGCCGGGCGCUACGGCGUCCUCGUCACCUCCAAACACCUGCAGGCGUCGGACCCCGACAGCCCUGCGGAGCAGCUGGAGUUCUCCAUCAGCCGGACGCCGGAGUUCGGCUACCUGGAGAACGCACUCUCAGGGGCUUACAUCAAAGGACGUUUCACCCAGCGGGACCUGGACCAGCGCGCCGUGGUCUUCGUCGUCCCCGCCGACGUGGACGUGACGGCCGACAGCUUCCAGUUCCGCGUCACCGACCCGGCGGGGAACAGCAUGCUGCCCGAGACACUGGAGCUGUCCUGGUCCCGGGUGGAGUUGUCGGCGACCUGCUACCGGACCUGCGAGACCGCGGGGACGCUGCAGAUCCAGAUCCAACGCCGCGGGGGGAGCGUCGACCCGGCCUACGUCGCCAUCCAGGUGGAGGAAGGAUCGGCCAAACCCGGCAGAGAUUUCACC